AUGCCAUUCGGAUUCAAACACGGCAAUCGUUCAAAGCAGGCGUUGAACGAUCCCGCAGCCCAAGGCCAGGUUCAGGGAACUCAAUCUCCGUCUGGUGAUGGUUCUGGUUCAGCCUCCCCCAUCCCGAACUCCAACUUCUCGACAGACGAGCUUCCCCAACGACAACCCUUCAACCAACAAUCGCGAGAAGGACCAUACGCUGCGCAGACCAUAGCACCAGACAUUGAUCCACGGACACAGCAGAGGGCUGGAGAUUUUCCCUCGAGGUCCCAAUCAACAAGACACCAUAGCGCCUACCCGCAUCAACCACCGAGUGGCUCUUCGUCCAGUACGGAUGAUCUAGCUCUCAACUCUCGAAAUCAACAGAGACACGGAGGGGCGCAACUACCCCCUGCGGUCGAGCAAAAGAAAAGCAAAAGUCUCUUUGAUCGUAUGCGAUCGAGCAAGCAUUUGGACUCGAAGACACCCCCUGCAACACAACAAGCUUCGUACAAUAACACCACUGGGCUUGCUCGCAGACUCUCAAAGCGUCAAGAAAACCCCCCUGUCCUCCGUACAAAUCCACAGAGAACUUCUCUGGAACAGCAGAAGCUUGAUUGGCAGUCGGCACAGGAUUCGAGAUCGCACUUGCCCUCACCGCAAGAAGGUCACGACGACGACAGUGGACUCGAUCCAUACCUCAUAAGGGAAUCUGAUCACAGUGCUCCCAAUAGCGCUGUGAGAGAAGAAGGGCAUCACCAUACAAUUCGUCCGGUACAAGGUGAUUCCGAGCCACUGGGUUAUUCUCCGAACGACGAGCAACCUCACCAAUACGAGAAUCAGCAACAGCACUUACGCGAACAUAACCACCAGCAUACCGAUUCGGGCUCACAAAACUACUAUCAUUCACAAAUCCAGACUCAUCAGCCGAAAGUGAAUAUUUCCCCAACUUCACUCGUCACUGGAGAACAGUACCGACAUCAAAAUCCUGAAACUGUCUCGCAGCUAUCCUACGAGCCGGCAGACCAAAGAGAAGAACAGCGUCCAGUCUCUGUACAGUCGAACGGGCAAUCACCAACAAGUUAUCAGGCUCAACGGCAAGACUUCCCAAGCAGAACAUCUUCAGCUCCCCAAGGUCCACGACCUCUCUCACAAUACAACAUGCCAACAUCUAGUGGGACGUCUGCGAGUCGGAGAACGGGCGAUUCGAAGGCGCCGCAACCUGGGCAAGGACAGCCAGAGUCGAGGGAUGGGCCACCACCAAACUACAGCAGAGGGCAGUUUUCAAAUACUCAAGCCUCGGCUGCAGCAAUGAGCUCUAUCCCAGCAGGCUCUGCGCAAGGACCUGGCUAUCGAGGGGGCCCGCCACAAAGAGAAUAUAGCAAUACCGGUGGGGGAGAGCAGGGGCGGAAUACACCCCCUCCUGCACCAGGAGAUCGAGAGGUUACGGAGAUGUACAGAGAGCUAAUGGCCAAAUACAAGAAAGUAAAGGGACUGUAUUUUGAAAAGACGUCCCAGGUCGAGCAGUUACAGAAUACCCUUGCGAACCAGAGGCUAUCACAAUCGCGAACAUCCCUUGACGACAGCGAAUAUAUGACAAGGUUCCAACGGCUCGAAGGAGCUACAACUAAUUUGGCAUUCAAUAUUCGAAAGGACUGGCGGACAGUUCCUGCGUGGCUGUCACAAUCAGUCAAUCAAGAUGCGAUGAAGAUUGGAAAACAAGAAAUGACCGCUGUGGGCAGGGCCUGCAUAACCAAAUUUCUGGUUGAUGAAAUCUUCAAUCGAACCUUUCACCCAGGGCUUGAAGCCGAUCUGAGCACCAAUCUGAAAGCAGUGGAGCAGAACAUCCGUCGUUUCUCACCUGCGUUGAACAACAACGAGGAGUCUGAAGCAUUGACUGCAAAGGUGGUUCAAUGGAGAUUGGCCACUUUGGAAGGUCUCAGAGACGUACUUGGCUCGCCCGAAAGUGAAGAGUACAAGAAGCAGUUUUCUCGUAUGGCAACCACCAAUCUCACAGCAAGUCUGAUCAACUACCUGCAAGAGCCAGUGCCCGCAGGUAUUGAGGACAGCGCACACAUGAUUGUUGAGCUGGCAGUCAGCAUAGCUUCAAAUCUUCCAUUGGAGAGCAGAGACAUCUCAAUCUCAUAUCCAAUGCCAGGCGAUAUGAUCCAACCCUUGAUGAUGAAAGUCGAGGGCGCAAUCCCGGCGCUGGAUAACCCAGGCGCCGAAACAGCUGAUGCCGAUUCAGCCAGCACGGGAAGUGGGGACAAAGACGACAAAGAGGAGAAGUCGGAUGGUAAGAGUAGGAAAGAGAAAACAAAGUCGGGAAUGCUGUCAGCGAUGAUGGGUAGUUCUGGUGGAGCGAAUAGCAAGAAGCCGAGUAUCAGCGCCGCGUCCGGAGAGACGAGUAUCGAGAACAAAAAGCUGCCUACGGAGGAUGGUGCUCAGAAGGUGCGCUUUGCGGGCUUUGUAGCUGUGGAGGUAAGGGGACGACAGGUCUUGGUUAAGGCGCCCGUCUGGGCGAUCAGUUAG
Molecule: messenger RNA, 2511 nt
Organism: Cadophora gregata
Lineage: Eukaryota; Fungi; Ascomycota; Leotiomycetes; Helotiales; Ploettnerulaceae
Exons: 2
Coding region: 1-2511 (836 amino acids)
Source: RefSeq, a predicted model, not a curated record